AUGGCUUCCAAGUUCUAUAAAGCAGCAGAAAUCUUGUGGCGGCGUAUCAUACAGCUGCCAGCAUUCACCGGCCCGGCAUCAAUCGCCAUGAAGGCCCAUGCUAUUGUGAAAGCUGCCACAGCUGUCUCACUGCUGGUUGGCCCCUCGACCUCACUGGCCCAGGCGAACGAGAACCUGGCCUCCAUCAACCCAGAGUUGACAUACCUCCUUCCCUACCCGUUUGAAGGCAACCUGACCCAGGAUUUCAUCGACGGCACCAGCCUCGGCAACAGUACCGUGGUCUCUACGUUGAAGUCGGCUCAGUCUUCGCCCUUCCUAUCAUUCGACCAGGAGUUCGAGGACCUGAUCGGUAACGCAACCCUCAACACACUCGUGGCUAAUACCAGCUUUCCCUACACCUGGGCUGGUGAGGGAGGCAUCUGGGUCCCUGAUCUCAACCAGGUCUGGAUGACCUCGACCCUCUACAAUGGGCCCACAUCGUUGUAUGUGCUUUUCCUCGAGAACAAUACCGUCAUCAAGCCUAACUUCACGGCUGCACCGGGAUACGGACUGCACCUACCGCUGGCUGGUCCUGCUGGUGGCUACUACUUCAACGGCACCAUCUACAUGGCUUUGACUGGCGAUGAGCGCGAACCUGCUAGUCUGGUCGCCAUCAACCCGCACAGUUAUGAGGCGACGCCGCUAGUCAACUCCUAUUUUGGCCUGGAAAUGAACCCCAUUGACGACGUGGUUGUCACCUAUACCAACACCAGCAACGGACCCCAGAAACACAUCUAUUUCUCUACAUUAGAUUUGGCCGCAUUUAAGCUCAACGUAGGUCGUGGAGCACCAAUGUUACCAAAUGCUUUCUGGAAAUUCACCCCUACUACGCACACACUGCAACCCGUCAUUUCUCGCGCGGACGUCAUGACUCCGAACGGCGUGGCUGUGGACAAGGACUUCAAGCAUCUCUACGUGACUGAUACGUCGGCGACCGUCUCGGUCGGCGGAGGAGCACAGUGGAAUGUUUCGGGCUCGCCAGCAAUCUACCGGUAUGAUUUAACUGCGGACGGACUUGUCACGAAUAAAUCUCUAUUCGGCAUCACCCGUGAAGGGGUGUCCGAUGGAAUCAAAGUUGACGACAAGGGACGCGUGUGGACCGCAGAAUACGAAGGCAUCGUGGUGCGCAAUGCGGUUGGCAAGGUCAUUGGCAUCUUCAACAAGGAAGUUAUCCUACGGAGCAAGAACCCGCCGGCAGAAAUGACUAAUUUCGCCCUGGGCGGUAACACCCUAUACAUCCUCGCCAACGACCACAUCCUGACGGUCAAUUUCACCGAGACCGUCAUCGCCCCAGGCCAGGACCUCUAA
Molecule: messenger RNA, 1347 nt
Organism: Fonsecaea erecta
Lineage: Eukaryota; Fungi; Ascomycota; Eurotiomycetes; Chaetothyriales; Herpotrichiellaceae
Exons: 5
Coding region: 1-1347 (448 amino acids)
Source: RefSeq, a predicted model, not a curated record